GCAGCGCAGAGAACGAGAACGCAGCGCUUCGUCAGGACGCGCAGAGAAAUCACCGACAAGAUACAGCACGCAACUGCCGAGUUUCAUAGAUUUAAAUGUCUCUUUCAUCAACUUCGGGAUAUUUGUUCUUGUGUGGCGCUCCACAUAUUUGGGCUUCCUCUCAGCUUAAGAUCAGAGAGUCAUUUGCAGCGUUAGGGAGGGACGCGCAUCUGUAAGGAUGAAAGCGCCGACAGAAGAAACGCUGCAAAACUGAUCGAUGACUGAUUAUUAGAUUAGUUGAUGAUUAAUUCAUAGCUCUCACACUGAUGACAUCUGCAGAAAUGGAUCGACCUCUAUCAAAAUCCGAGCGCAGAAACAUGGACACAUGUUUAAGGAGAUUAAGACAUGAACUGCUCUCUAUGAAGGAGGCCGGUGAUGGACUCCAUGCUCAGAUGAACUGUAUGAUGGGAGCACUACAAGAACUGAAACUCCUACAGGUUCAAACUGCACUUGAGCAACUAGAGAUCUCAGGAAAGCCUGGCACUAUGGCUCAACCAGCUGUAGAACUACCUAACCCCAGCGCCAACCCAGACAACCAGAGAAUCAAGCCAAUCAGGACCUCAGUUAAAGAAGAGCAGCACCCAUCCCAGCAUGCCCAUCGCAGCAAGUUGGGGACAUCGCCUUCAUCCUCCAGCCUGGACAAUGAGAGCAUUCCUCUGGCCAGACAAAUCUCAGGAUACACAGCCCUAAAUGUGGAGUACUGCAGCCCAAAGUUGGGCCACCUUUCUGUACAACACCACAACAACCAGCAGUAUUUGUCUGAACCAGCGCAGUUGGUACCUCCAGCCCAGGAGUUGGACCUUCCUGGAAUCCUAUACAGCCUAUCCCGGGAGGGACCGUCCCUUGACAGUUACUACACAGAGGACAGUAUGGACGACUCCAGUGACUGGACAUCCUCACUCAUGAGUCAGAGGCGCAAUCGUCAGCCUCUUGUUCUGGGAGACAAUGUCUUUGCUGACCUAGUAGGAAACUGGCUGGACCUUCCCGAUUUAGAAAAAGACUGUCAGGGCCUCAACAGACCAGACUCUCCAGCCCACCCGCUCAGGCUCAGUCGCUCCCAGGAGCUCUGUAAAAGGUUCUCACUGACCACCAACAUCUUCAAGAAGUUUCUACGUAGUGUACGUCCCGAUCGGGAUAAACUGCUGAAGGAGAAGCCUGGAUGGAUGCCACCAGACCACAAUCCUGAGGCUGGACUCUUCAAGAGACCCAAGAAGGCUGACAGCAAAUCCAAGGAUAGCUUUUACUUACCAUUCUGGGCAGGAGGACAGCUGGGAAAGGGACGGUCAUGUCCUCAGCCAACAGAGGAGAUGGGUCACUUUCUAGGUCUAAACAUUGACAGCAGUCAAAAAGAUCAUGUAGACAAAGUCAAUACCUUAUUUGACUAUAAUGCAGCUGUUUGGGUUUAGAGGGGUGCAAAUGAAAAAGUUUAGUCUUGAACCAGAAGUUGCAUAAGACAUAGCAGUUUUAUUUUAGUUCUCAUAAACUCUUAACAUGACAAUCAUUUGGAACCCUCAGGGUAUGUAAGCAGGUCUUCCUUUUAAAUAUGUAGCUUUAAAGCUGCAUUUAAAAUAUUCCAGUAAAAGUUGUAAAAGCAAAGAAGUCUUCCACAGCUAUGCAUUUACUAUUUCAUCCUCAUAAUGCCGUAUGUUUCUAAAAUAUAUAUAUAUAUAUAUAUUCCGCUGUAUUCUCACCUCUGAUGUUGUCCAGAUUCCCAUCUCUUCAAGUCAAUGUGCAUGUUUACUGGUUUCUUUGUGAUGUGGUGUGUUUAGUUUCCAAUCAUUAAUCUUACCUUGUGUUUGAGCACAGUGACUUCUGUUGCCAGACUGUUGUAUUUUCAGGGACUUUAGAUUCCAUUUAAAAUUAGUCUACACUUGGCUCAUAGUCCAUAAAUAUCAAGACUAAUUUGUGUCAACAAAUGUUACUGUAGCUCCUGCUUAUAUUUUCUCUGAUGUUACAUUAUGCAUGGAACACUGAAAGAGACCUACUAUCAGGGUUGGGAGGGUUACUUUUGAAAUGUAUUCCACUACAGAUUACAGAAUACAUGCUGUAAAAUGUCAUUUGUAACGUAUUCUGUUAGAUUACUCAAGGUCAGUAACGUAUUCUAAAUACUUUGGAUUACUUUUAGAUUUUUUUCACUUGUUUUGACUAUAAUAACUCUGCCAGUACAGUAAGACAAAAUACACAUGUUAAAAAUACAUUCUCUGAAAAACCUAAAUAUCUUAUGCAGUGUUGUUUCUAAAACACGAUAAAUCAAACUGAUCUUGUUUUAAGGAUUUUUUAGAUAUUUUUACAGGAAAACAAUAAAAAAAAUUAUCAAGAAUACGAUUUUUGCCUUAAUAUCAAAGGUCUUACUAGAAAAAAAGAAAUUAUGAUCCAACUUGAAUUUUCUUGAUAAAAAAAAUAUGAUCGUGCCUGGUAACAUAUACAUAUAAAUGUUUUCCAUCUGAAAGGACUAAAUAUUAAUUAAACAAAUGACAAUAAAAUGCAAAGUAAUCUCUUCAGUAAUCAAAAUACUUUUUGAAUGUAACUGUAUUCUAAUGAUCAAUUAUUUAAAUUGAAACUGCAGUGGAAUACAGUUACUUAUACUUUGUAUUUUAAAUAUGUUAUUCCAUUACUCCCCAACCCUGCCUACUAUAACGUCAGGUCCAGCCUUCUGUAAAAAUGAACUUGCUAUCAAGCCAUUUUAAAUCAACCCUAAGCUCCACUAUCGACCUUUCAUGCAUAUACAGUGGCCCCAAAAGUAUUUGGACACUUAAGUCACACUUAAAAAUUUGUCAAUGCAUUAGAUAAUAAAAGAUCAAACCAAGUGUCAUCCACAAACAAAUGAUGCUAGAUCUGUUCUCAGAGCUAACUUCACUUAAAGAACUUAAAGUUCUCUUUAUUUUUUCCAUUAUUUAUUUUAGUUAGUGAACAGUUAACAGCAUUUUACUGUCAGCAUUUUUCUUUGUAAUAGAUUUAUUAGAUCUGCCAGAAUGGGAAAGUUUUCUUUAGAACAAAAUUUUGAUUUGAUAAGUAUAUAUGGUUUCCAUUUUCUAGCCCAAAUAGCAAUACUCAGAACUCACCACACUACCUUGAUCAUACUAUAAGAAAAGGCAAAUGAACAAAAGUCAUACAAACCUAUACAAAGAGUGUUUUUGUAUGUGGCCAAAUUUUUUAUUGAGGUGCAAUGAAAUUUUGCAGAUCAGAUUAUUAAGAAAAGCCUAUUUGAGAGGGCACCAUUAAAUAUUUUGUAAAAAAAAAGUUGAAAUUGCGAGAAAUAAAGUCACAAUUUUUAAA
Messenger RNA from Myxocyprinus asiaticus (Chinese sucker), 3315 nucleotides. Its product is annotated as PAK4-inhibitor INKA2-like. The transcript is spliced from 2 exons. Gene Ontology annotation, molecular function: protein kinase binding; protein serine/threonine kinase inhibitor activity. Bases 306 to 1445 code for a protein of 379 amino acids. Gene Ontology annotation, cellular component: nucleus. The record is from RefSeq and is a predicted model, not a curated record. Lineage: Eukaryota; Metazoa; Chordata; Actinopteri; Cypriniformes; Catostomidae.